AUGGUCCAAUCUCCCCUUGCUACGGCUCCUAUAGAUGGCUCUGGUCUCCACGAGCUGGUUACCAACAUCGGAAGUUUGCCCGACGGAAUCGCCAUUGACACUGGUCACCAGCACAUACACUGGACGAAUAUGGGAGUCCCCUCUGCCAAGGAUGGGCCCAUACAACGCAGCGGUUUAUCCGGUAACAAUAUCGUGACGAUCAUUCCACCAGACCAGUCACAUACGCCGAAAGAGCUGACUAUUGCGCUCAAAUCAAAAAUGUUGUACUGGUCAGACCGAGAGAGUAUGAGAGUUAUGGGGGUUGUGCAGAACUGGUGUGUUGGCAUUGCUGUAGACGAAGAGUCUAAGCCUGUCUUUUUGAGGGCUAUCGAAGGGAAACGAAGGACGAAUUUUUCAAAUGGAUCUCGAAAGGGCCGGAGAUAUCCAGGUUCUUCUAAAAAAUCUUCCGGAACCAUCGAUUUAGAAUUGAACCACGCUUCUGGGACACUGUACUGGACUCAUCGUGGUGAUCCACCACACGGCAACACCGUAAAUUCAGUUGCCCUUACGGAUGUGUCCACGAAUAACGUGACACCAAAGAUCCCGGCUCGCAAGCUUCAAGAAGAGAUUGGACUUGCUUUGGACCUCAAGAAUAACCGUAUGUUUUUCGGCGACCUUGGAGGCUCUCUGUACAGUGCCAAUUUGGACGGGUCCUGCAGGACUGCGAUUUUCCCUGACAUCGGAGGCUCGAUCACAGGGGUAAUCUAUGUUGGUGAGUAG
Messenger RNA from Penicillium robsamsonii, 759 nucleotides. RefSeq lists its product as uncharacterized. The record is from RefSeq and is a predicted model, not a curated record. Bases 1 to 759 code for a protein of 252 amino acids. Lineage: Eukaryota; Fungi; Ascomycota; Eurotiomycetes; Eurotiales; Aspergillaceae. The transcript is spliced from 3 exons.